Molecule: messenger RNA, 993 nt
Organism: Bubalus bubalis (water buffalo)
Lineage: Eukaryota; Metazoa; Chordata; Mammalia; Artiodactyla; Bovidae
Product: olfactory receptor 6K3-like
Exons: 3
Coding region: 1-993 (330 amino acids)
Biological process (GO): G protein-coupled receptor signaling pathway
Cellular component (GO): membrane
Molecular function (GO): G protein-coupled receptor activity; olfactory receptor activity
Source: RefSeq, a predicted model, not a curated record
AUGGUAAAACAAAGUCACAGAGAGUUAGUUGCCCGAGAUGAGUUAGUAAAGGGAGUGAGUUGUGUCUUUUUACGUAUAACAAUUAAGGCUGCUGAGACCAUGUUUGAAGAUGGUAACCUCCUCUUCUUUAUUCCUUUGUUAAUCAUCUACAUAUUCAUCAUUAUUGGGAAUCUCAUUGUGUUUUUUGCAGUCAGGAUGGAUACUCAUCUGCACAAUCCCAUGUAUAAUUUCAUCAGCAUAUUCUCAUUUUUGGAGAUCUGGUACACCACAGCCACCAUUCCCAAAAUGCUCUCCAAUCUUGUCAAUAAGAAGAGGACCAUCUCCAUAAUUGGUUGCCUCUUGCAGAUGUACUUCUUCCACUCACUGGGCAAUUCAGAAGGGAUUUUGUUGACUACCAUGGCCAUUGACAGGUAUGUUGCCAUCUGUAAUCCUCUCCGCUACUCAACCAUUAUGACGCCCCGGCUGUGCACUCAGCUCUCUAUAGGCUCCUGUAUCUUUGGUUUUCUUGUGUUGCUCCCAGAGAUUGUAUGGAUUUCCACACUGCCCUUCUGUGGGCCAAACAAAAUCCACCAGAUCUUCUGUGACUUUGAACCUGUGCUACGCUUGGCAUGUACAGACACAUCCAUGAUUUUGAUUGAGGAUGUGAUCCAUGCUAUUGCUAUCAUCUUCUCUGUCUUGAUAAUUGCCCUCUCAUAUAUCAGAAUCAUCACUGUGAUCCUAAGAAUUCCCUCUGCUGAAGGCCGUCAGAAGGCCUUUUCUACCUGUGCAUCUCAUCUUGGUGUCUUUCUGAUGUUCUAUGGCAGUGUAUGCCUCAUGUACCUGCGUUUCUGUGCCACUUUCCCACCAAUUUUGGACACAAUCAUUGCACUGAUGUUUGCAGUUCUUGCUCCCUUUUUCAAUCCUAUCAUUUACAGCUUGAGAAACAAGGAUAUGAAGAUUGCAAUUAAGAAACUUCUCUGCCUUCAGAAGGUAUUUUAUGCAUCUGCAGGUUAA